UCAGAUAUAUGUUUCAAUGUAUAACAUUUUUAUUGCGGUCUGCAUUACUGUGUUUGACCAUGAACGUGACUGUCCUACCCAAAUGCAAAUUUCAUUUCCAUAGAUACGACACACCCACUGGUUAGGUCCGGUUAAGUUUCUGUUUCCAAUAGGAGGAGCAUCCAUCUUAGUUUUUCUAUAGCUUGAAACAAACAGCAGCUCACAACAUCCACUGCAAUUUUGUGACGGUUGUCCUAAAAGGUAAAAGACCAUGAUUGAAACAUUAAAUGAAUUAGCCCAUCUCAGAGACUCUGGGUUUGGUCGUCCUUGGCCCAGACAUGGACUCAAACUCUUGCACUGGUUUGCCAACGAGUGCAUUUCUUUUGAAAACAUUAAUGACAUUUACUCUGAAUGUAACCCAGCCCAGGGAGAUUAUGGUUUUCACCAUUAUCAGAACAGAUUUAAUAGACGUGGUAAAAAACUUCUACCAGAAGUAAAUAUCCCAUACUACGUGGUUGGCAAUCUUAAUUUACGAGGUGCUAAUCAACUUCCUACAUAUGUCUCGGAAGACAACUCUACACACAAUGAUGACAGCAAUACAGACCGGAUCAUUAUCAGCCUAUAUAAUAAAGCUUGGAUUAAAAUAGUGUAUGUCACUCAGCACAAUGACCAGUCAGAGUAUGAUCCAGACGCCACUUACCGGAUUUCCAAUGUCCUGCUCUUGAUCAUCAGCAGGAUGGAUUUAGAUGAAUUUCUGUGUGAAACAGGCUAUUAUCAUCAAGCCCAGUUUCAAAGUCUUGUGCAGCCCAUUUCUCCAAUAUCAUCCAGCGAUUUCAGACCUGACCCUACAAAUGUUCCCGUGGUUUCUCCAGCCAUUCUUCCACCAGUAAUCGAAGAUGUUUCUGUUGACAUGGAAGCGCCUCCUGCUGCACCAACCAUUGACACCAAAAUCCAGAUAGAUGAAGUUAUUAACACACCUGAACUAGAACUUUCAGAGAACGUCCCUCAAAAGAAGGGAUGGUGUAGGUGUACCAUACUUUAAGUUUUCUUGAAAAGUGCACAUUUAUAAGAAUAGAUCCCCAUUGCCAUUCUAAAGUUUUAUCUCUUUGUAUCCUUUAAUCAUUAUUUACAAAUGUUUAAACGUACAUAAUACUUACUACGGUUUUUCUGUCUUUUUGGUGGUACAUUAAGUCUAUUAUUUUAUCAUGAAGAGAAAUAUCAUAAAAAUUCAAAAUUGAUUCAAUGUAUUUUAGGCCACUUACAGUAGUGCAUACAACUGUAAAAUGUAAAACCGCAAAAUGUAGGAAGUUUUGUUGUGAAAUUCAAACUGACAGGCUGUUAAGCAUUUAUACAUGUUAAUAAAUUAUGUUUUUAAAGAUGUUUAAAUGCUGAAAAGCAAUAGUGACUUGUUUUGUUCUUUAAUCUGCACAGGACUGU
Messenger RNA from Misgurnus anguillicaudatus (oriental weatherfish), 1416 nucleotides. NCBI's taxonomy places the organism in Eukaryota, Metazoa, Chordata, Actinopteri, Cypriniformes, Cobitidae. The record is from RefSeq and is a predicted model, not a curated record.